This is a messenger RNA of Spodoptera littoralis (African cotton leafworm), 741 nucleotides long. The record is from the annotation of a GenBank genome assembly. NCBI's taxonomy places the organism in Eukaryota, Metazoa, Arthropoda, Insecta, Lepidoptera, Noctuidae.
AUGUCUGGAAAAGAAAGGCUAGCGAUUUUCCCUUCUCGGGGUGCUCAGAUGUUGAUAAAGGCUCGUCUGGCUGGAGCACAGAAAGGCCAUGGUCUCUUGAAGAAGAAGGCUGACGCCCUCCAAGUGAGGUUCCGUAUGAUUCUGAGCAAAAUUAUCGAGACAAAAACUCUUAUGGGUGAUGUGAUGAAAGAGGCUGCAUUCUCGCUUGCCGAGGCUAAGUUCACAACAGGAGACUUCAACCAGGUUGUGCUGCAAAAUGUCACUAAGGCUCAAAUCAAGAUCCGCUCAAAGAAAGACAAUGUUGCUGGUGUGACCCUCCCAAUCUUCGAGUCGUACACUGAUGGUACGGACACAUAUGAACUGGCUGGUCUGGCCCGAGGUGGUCAACAGCUCACCAAGCUGAAGAAGAACUUCCAGAGUGCUGUCAAAUUGCUGGUCGAGUUGGCCUCACUACAGACUUCUUUCGUGACCCUCGAUGAGGUCAUUAAGAUCACCAACAGACGUGUCAAUGCUAUUGAGCAUGUAAUCAUUCCCCGACUGGAGCGUACUCUCGCUUACAUCAUCUCCGAGCUGGAUGAGUUGGAACGUGAGGAGUUCUACCGGCUGAAGAAGAUCCAGGACAAGAAGAAGAUCAUCAAGGAGAAGGCGGAAGCGCGUAAACAAGCGGCACUGCUUGCCGGCCAGGACUUGGGCGACGCAGCCAACUUGCUGGAUGAAGGCGACGAGGACCUGCUGUUCUAG